Messenger RNA from Phyllostomus discolor (pale spear-nosed bat), 5226 nucleotides. It is a transcript of the gene PPP1R15B, whose product is annotated as protein phosphatase 1 regulatory subunit 15B. Gene Ontology annotation, cellular component: endoplasmic reticulum; protein phosphatase type 1 complex. Bases 646 to 2820 code for a protein of 724 amino acids. Lineage: Eukaryota; Metazoa; Chordata; Mammalia; Chiroptera; Phyllostomidae. The record is from RefSeq and is a predicted model, not a curated record. Gene Ontology annotation, molecular function: protein phosphatase regulator activity. Gene Ontology annotation, biological process: response to endoplasmic reticulum stress. The transcript is spliced from 2 exons.
CAAAGCGCAGGCCUUGGCUGAUGCAACCUCGCUGGCGCAAGCCCGGUCUACCGAGGGUAAGGAAGCCGACAGGGACCGAGUCAGGGGCUGGCAGCCGCUGCGCCCGGAAGCACGCGAAAGGGCCCGCCCGCUGGGCUCUGUUAGGGACGUUCAGUGGCGCAGAGCUGGUGGUGUUGCGGGGGUGUCCUAGUUCCCCAUCCGGUUGCUUGCUGACCAGCAUCGGCGCUGGCCCUGCAGCCAUUUUGAACUGGGUCUGUCCCCGCGUCUGUUACCUCCCCGGCCGCCCAGCGCUUCCGGGGCGCGCAGUGAGGGGCUUUUUAACGGUCUGUUUCUGGUGGAAAGUCACGCAGCUGCCGCGAGAGAUCGCUGUAUGGUGGAGAGGCCUCUAGCGGAUUAGGGCGCUUCUUCCCCACCGGGAUGGAUGUCGUUGCUGCCGCCAAGUUCUGCGCCUGCCUUUCCGGACUGUGUUUUGCUGACCAAAGCCGAAGCCGCUGCCUUCUUUGGCGCUUCUGCUGGCCCCGGGACCGACGUGGCGCGCCGAUUCCUCUGCAAGGUGAGGCUGGUACCGUGUAGGCCUCUCUGGAUCCCGUAGGAGGUCCAGCCGCUUAGUCUGCGUACCACGCCACAGACUGCCAAGCAGGGGCAAUGGAGUCGGGAGCGGACCUGCCGCGGGAAAGUCGGGGGACCCGAGCGGGUCCUCUGUUCCGGCUGCCCUUCUCCCUUCGGCCCCCGCCGCCUGGUACUGGCAGGUUUCCCACACCUCCUGCUGCAGAGCCACCCCGGGACCACAAACCAGUUUGCUCUACCCGGCCUGAGGCUCGGACCAGCUACUUGAUGAAGGUGCUUUCCCAGCUCAUCUCGCCGCUCCCCAGCCUUCUUCAGAAACUGCUGAUUUGGAGCCAGUUUUUAGGUGGCAUGAUUCCGACCAGAUGGCUGGAUUUCGCUGGAGGCUACAGCGCCCUGAGAGCCCUGAGGGCUCAGGAGGAACUGGCCUCCCCUGCGGCGCAGAAACCUGUGAGUUCGCUGGAGCUGUACCCCUCAGCCGACUCAGCUGCCAGUCUUCUGGGCUGGGUACCGGAGAGUUUCCACUGGCAGUGCAUAUCCUCCGAUCCAGAUUUGGAACUGAAAGCCCAGGGAAGAGCCUCGGACUCUGACGCCCAUACUCUUCUCUUUGAGCAGCAACUGUGGGGAGUGGAACUGUUGCAGAGUGGCCCUCACGCUCGGCUGUUCUCUGACCGGAAAAUUAGCCUUUCCUCCUCCUGGCCUCGAAACAUUCAGCACUUAAGCAAUUUCAGCGCCGUCUCCUAUUUGCUGAACCCCUCUUAUCUGGACUACCAUUCUCGGGUAGAGCGUAGCUCUCAGAAGGGCAUUGGAGGUGGCGAGCUAGUUGAUUUCCAGACGGUAAGCCCAGAAACCAGCUGUCUGCCUGAGGACUAUUCUCAACCCCAGCCACUGAAUGCAGAGAUCACUAGCUGCUCGUGGCAGGAAUGCCCACCUCUUUCUAGAGAAGGCCUGCCAGAAAUUGACCAUAUUCGCACGAAACGGCUCGAAUUCCUUCAGCAGGCUAACAAGGGGCAAGCGUUACCCACCCCUGACCAAGAUCAUGGUUACCACAGCCUGGAAGAGGAACACAGCGUUCUCCGGAUGGAUCCGAAGCCCUGCAGCGGUAGUCCGACACAGUGCGUUCCCCCAGCUGGAGCCGUUCCUGGAACUGCCCAGGAAUCCACAGAAGAAAAAACAGAAUUGAUUCAAGAGGUUCCUCUUGCCUUGGAAAAACAAGGCCCUUCGGAAAGCAGUCUGUCUUGUGAGGUACCUAUGGAAAGAGAGCCUGGGGAGGACCAAAUAAGUGUAGUUGACUCUUCAGACAUAGAAAAUGAUCUUUCCAUUUCUGCCAGACCAGCGUGUGGUAACAAACUGAUAGAUUACAUUUUAGGAGGUGCAUCCAGUGACCUCGAAACAAGUUCUGAUUCAGGAGGUGAGGAUUGGAAUGAGGAAGCUGAGGAUGAUGGUUUUGAUAGUGAUAGCUCACUCUCAGAAUCAGACCUUGAACAAGACUCUGAAGGGCUUCACCUUUGGAACUCUUUCUACAGUGUAGAUCCUUAUAAUCCCCAAAACUUUACAGCAGCGAUUCAGACUGCUGCCAGAAUUGUUCCUCCAGACCCUUCCGGAUCAGAGAAGGAUUUGUCUGAUGGGUCUGACCUAGAGAAUUCUUUCCAGACUGGAAGACUUCCUGAGUCUCCUGACCAUAAUUCUGGGGAGGAAGAUGACUGGGAAUCUAGUGCAGAUGAAACAGAAAGUCUCAAACUGUGGAACUCUUUCUGUAAUUCGGAUGACCCCUACAACCUUUUAAAUUUUAAGGCUCCCUUUCAAACAUCAGGGAAAAAUUGGAAAGGCUGUCAUGACUCAGAGAGGCCAUCUGAGCCCAUUGUAGCCAUGUCUGAGUGUCACACCUUACUUUCCUGUGAGCUGCAACUGUUAGGGAGCCAAGACAGUGAAUUUCCAGAUGUGGUACAGGGUGGGGCUUUUUCUGGAGACAGACACACACAUAUCAAGAGGAAAAAGGUAACAUUCCUUGAAGAAGUUACUGAGUAUUAUAUAAGUGGUGACGAGGACCGAAAAGGACCAUGGGAGGAAUUUGCUCGGGAUGGAUGCAGGUUCCAGAAACGAAUUCAAGAAACAGAAGACGCUAUUGGAUAUUGCUUGACAUUUGAGCACAGAGAAAGAAUGUUUCAUAGACUCCAGAAGACAUGCUUCAAAGAACUUGAUGUUGUGCAGCCGUGUUCAGAUGGUUUGAUAGCCUCUGGCCCUAGUGUACACUGACUCCUCCUCUAGAGGUUUCUUUUAAAACAAAAAUUGGCAGCUGUCCUUUGACUUUAUUUUAAAAGGAUAUGCUGCUGAGAUCCAGCAACCUCGUCUAAUAUUGUUUUGCAGAAUAUCCCACUCAGAAACGUCCAGGGUUGAAGCCAAGCCCUGAUAAUGAAGGAUGAGAUAGUGUGAUUUAUAAUCCUCCCCUGUUUUAUUUAGUUGAAUGAGUUUUUGGAUGUUUGUUUAUUAAGGUGCAGAGGGAAACUUUUAAGGUGUAAUUUUGCACUUUAAAACUUAUUUUCUUGGGAAACAAUAUAGUGUUCAAAGCCCAUUUUCCAUUUAAAUUAUGUGUACCUAUUUAUAAACUUUGGGCUCUUUUUUGGCCCUCUAACAUUCUGAAAUUAGUGGGCUUUUAUGUUUUCUCUGUAUUUUCUUAUUUCAGUGAUUUGGCCCUUCUCUACCUUAAGGCUCAGAAAAUAAUCCUAUAUACGCUACCAAUUUAAGAUGCAUCAUCUUGUGUCACUUUUAUUUUUCUUUGAAGAAUAACUUGGGCUGAAAAAUAUAUGGUGGGUUUUUAUUUUUAGAUUAAGUUAUACCUAAUAUACUUCCAAGGAUUGCCACAACACCAUGUGUGGUACUCUGUUACUUUGGGAAAGCUGUACCUUUUUGCCACAUUUUAACAUCUAAUAUAUUUAAUUUCUGUUCAAACUUUUUUGGAGAGGGUUCUGUAUAUGUUAUUGUAGUUUCCAGUUAACUGUUUUUUUCCCAUAUCUUAUUAACAGAUGGAAAUUGUAAAAGACACCAGAAAGUAAUAAUUGUAUCAUAGGCAUUCAUAUAUUUAUUUUUUAACUAAAAGCCUAGACUUUUCCUAGGAAGAAGAGAGGGGAUAUCAGAGCAAUUUGGUUUUGUUAUAUAUGCUUUCAGCAGAAAAUCAGUGUUACUAAUGUCCGGCCUCAGCACUGUCACUUUUCAAACCUGUCUGGGUGACACCGUAAACUUGGAAAUGGGCAGCUCUGAAUUUUCCAGUUUGAGAUGUAAAAUAGAGACUUCAGCCAGUAUCCAAGUUUAUUGUGUUCUAUUUCAAUAAAGAGAGAAGGAAUAAUGAGAGCAGCAAGCCCUAUAAUUUUAAGGAAAGGAUAGAACUAUAGAUUUAACCACUAUAAAGUCUUAGUAUCUGUAGCCCAAAGUUUGCUUUUGAAUCCAAGUUUUUGCUGUGACUGCUUGGCUAAUUUAGGUAGCUCUACAUGGUGUGCAUCUGUUAGGCUGAAGGAAUUAUCCAGCUCCUUUAGUGGUCUGCUUUUAGUCCAUGUGCCUCCUGUCACAGGUAAUGGGAAAUACGAGUAGGAUAGAUGACCUCUUAAUUUUUAACUUGUUUCAGUGUGGGGAUGAUUUUUCAUCAGAAAUACUUGUGGAGUUACUACCUCAGUUAGUAAUCUACCUGAUUAUUAUUUUAUUUCUAUCUGGUUUGGUCUAAGAACUGCCUCUAGUGUCUAUAAUGUGUGUGUACACAUAUACAUAAACACACCGAGAGUGCAACAAUACAGAAGGUCACAUUUUUUCAGAGCCCUUAGUCAAGGUGUUUUGUGCCCCUCCACUUUAGGUAAUCACAGAGAAAACACGACACUAUGAAGCAGGCUGGUUUCAGGCACCAGCUGUGUCAAGUGGGAAGAAGGCAUUAUUUGUCUUGAAAAAAAGCUUUUUGAAAAUGCAAAGGCAUUCUUUUAAAAACAGAAUGAAGUACACUAUUUUAUGUCAGAAAUUUAGGUUGUGUUUUGUGUUUCUGAAAUCUAGCACCUCUGCCCUAUUUAAGGAUAUCUUGACAUUAAUUGGAUUGUGGGAAACUAUUCCCUUAGGAUUCCCACCUCAACCUCACUACCAAAUGAACAGCAGCUCGGUUAACAAUUCUCCCAUGUACUACCCUCCUUUAAAAGAAUGGCUCAGAGGGUGAUGACAGAGACAAGUACCAUUUUUUAAGUUGAAUUGAAGGAUAACAAUUCUUGUUAGUUUCAUCCCAAUCCUAGUUGUUAGAAAAGUUAAACCUCCACCAUCUUAAAAAGAAAAUCCUUGUAAAUUUUAAUCAAACAAUUUACACAUUUAAAGUCUUGCAGUGGUGCUUUAAGUGUCAAAGAAGCUUAUGAAAAGCUUUGUACAGACAGGUAAAAUUUCUCUUUUUGAGUGUUGAAAUCUAAUUACAGCGCCUCUUCAUCUUUAACUUGAAAUCAAUACUAUCAGAUUUUAUUUUUUAUAAUUUAAGGAAGGUGAAUUUAGGGGACUAGAAGACUUCUAAAUUGGCUUCUACAGAUCCAGUGUGUAAAAUAUAACAUUUGUUGGGAUUUUAUAGUAAAAUUUUGUAUAUAACUUAACUAAUCUGUAACACGUAAUAAAUAUAUUUGCAAUUAUUAAAUAUGUGAUUUUGGUUUA